This is a messenger RNA of Benincasa hispida (wax gourd), 213 nucleotides long. Its product is annotated as ATP synthase subunit epsilon, mitochondrial-like. Gene Ontology annotation, cellular component: mitochondrial inner membrane. Gene Ontology annotation, molecular function: proton-transporting ATP synthase activity, rotational mechanism. Gene Ontology annotation, biological process: proton motive force-driven mitochondrial ATP synthesis. NCBI's taxonomy places the organism in Eukaryota, Viridiplantae, Streptophyta, Magnoliopsida, Cucurbitales, Cucurbitaceae. The record is from RefSeq and is a predicted model, not a curated record.
AUGUAUUUGAAUGCAGCUGUUCCCUUUUGGAGAGCGGCAGGGAUGACUUACAUCGCAUACUCAAAUAUUUGCGUCAAUCUAGUCAGGAACUCUCUCAAAGAGCCUUACAAGACUGAGGUUCUCAGCCGCAAGAAAGUUCACUUUUUCGUUGCCAAGUGGGUCGACGACAAGCCUCAAAAGCCCACUAUUAGGUCGGAUACUCCUGAAGCGUGA